Molecule: messenger RNA, 1488 nt
Organism: Cannabis sativa
Lineage: Eukaryota; Viridiplantae; Streptophyta; Magnoliopsida; Rosales; Cannabaceae
Exons: 8
Coding region: 1-1488 (495 amino acids)
Biological process (GO): proteolysis
Molecular function (GO): cysteine-type peptidase activity
Source: RefSeq, a predicted model, not a curated record
AUGGGUGCUUCUUCAUCAUCUGCUCAUGAGAAUGUCUCCCGAGUUGAGUUUGAGGAAUUAAAAAAGAGUUUAUCAAUUGUUGUCAGCCAGCAAGGGAUACUUAUGAAAUCUGUGGCUGAGAUGAACAAGAAGUUGGACAUUCUUAUUGAGUCAUCCCAAGGUGGUAAUACUCACAAUGGAUCUCAGUCUGAAGAUGCUCUUCGUUCUUCAGAAAAUGAGGAUGAUGAAGAUUCUACUUCAGAGGAAGAUGAGGAUGAUAAAAUUGAGGAUGACAAAGGAGAUGAACAUCAUGAGGAUGAAACUGAUGAUGAUGAUGAUGAUCUUGAUGGAGCUGGUAUUUGUGCUGGUCAGGAUGAGGCUCACACGGGGGAUGUUCGUAAUGAUGAGGGUGUUGUUGUCCCUGAGGUUAUUUCGAGGGAUGAUGAUACCGGCAAGGUGGAUGAUGCCAAGAAGUCUGACCCUGUGGAAGCUAUUGCAGAGAUCAAACAGCCUGAACAGUCUCAAGGUGGGGAGGAGAACAUUGAUGUUGAUGCAACAAUUGCAUCUGCUGUUAAAGCUGUGGAGAAUUUGAUUGGUUCCUCAACUCAUGUCCCUGCUUCUGUAGAGACUUCUGAGAAGACUGAUCUUGAAAUGGUUGUUUUUCAAGAGACUCCUAUUUUACGUCCUCAAAAGAGGGAUCGGAAGAAAGGAGUUGUUUUGAAAUCUCCAUUGAUUGAGCUUGCUUCUGGUGCAUCUAAAUCAGGUUCAUCCUCAGUUUCUCCUGAUGAUUCUGUUUAUAAGGUCGUUAAAUAUGUGCGUGAUUUGAGCCCGUUGGACAACAAGAUUGGUGAACCUGUCGAUCCGCAAUUGGAAGCUGAGUUUGUCACCACAACAACUAAUGUGUAUUGUAAGGGUAAGGACACAAUAUUUUCACCAUUUCGUUUUGGUGUUGAGGACAUUAGCAACAAGAUGUGGUUUCACAACCUUGCCUACCCUAAUUGUUUCCUUACCAAUUCUCACAUUGACAUUAUUUUCUACUAUCUUUGUAAGAAAAUAAUGUACUCAGCCAAGCCGAAAAUCAAAGUCACCACAACUGAUUGCCUUUUUUGUUCUAGCAUAACAAGUUUGUAUGAGAAGUUUGUUGAGAAAAACAACGAUAUAUCGGAUCAUUGGAUUUGUGGUCGUCUAAACAUAGUUGACAGACGAAUAUAUCUGUACAAUUCAUUGCGUUCUGGAAGGUAUAUGACAGCUGCAAAAGAGGCUUGCAAGCCUUUUUCUAUUAUUUUACCAUAUUACUUCUCUAUGUUAGACUUCAAAGGCCUUCGCAACGAAGCUAAGUUUAGCACGAUGGAACCGUUCCCUAUUGUUGUUGUUGAUGGUUUACCCGAGCAGGUCACAACUGAUUGUGGUGUUUUUGUAGCAUCAUUUGCUGAGUAUUUCAUUGAUGGCAAACCCAUCCCAUCCUCUGGUUUUGAUGUGGAAAUUCACCGCGAUCGUUUGGCUGUGUGA